This is a messenger RNA of Saprolegnia parasitica CBS 223.65, 631 nucleotides long. RefSeq lists its product as hypothetical. The transcript has a single exon. The annotation marks the transcript as partial. NCBI's taxonomy places the organism in Eukaryota, Oomycota, Saprolegniomycetes, Saprolegniales, Saprolegniaceae. The record is from RefSeq and is a predicted model, not a curated record.
AGAUGGACGUCGAAGCCGAGCAGGGCUGCACCAACGUCUCCGUCGAGGGCGACGCCACCUACUGCAUUGAAGGCGCCAUCUGCGGUGGCAACGGCAGCGCCUGCCCCAAGCAGGGCGACUGGGCCUCGGGCGACUGUAAGACCGGCCUCUUCUCGUCGAAGAACGGCUGGUGCCAGGCUCCCGAGUCGGCGGUCUGCUUGACGCUCAAGACGGGUGCUCGCGGCUGCGUCUACCCGUCCAAGGGUCCCCAGAAGAUGGUCGCCGACAUGGCGGCCGAUGCCGAGCAGGGCUGCACCAACGUCUCGGUCGAGGGCGAUGCCACGUACUGCGUCAACGGCCCGGUGUGCUCUGGCAACAGCGGCGGCGGUGCUUGCCCCAAGAAGGGCGACUGGGCCUCCGGCGAUUGCAAGACCGGUCUGUACUCGUCGCAGCACGGCUGGUGCCAGGCGCCUGAGACCGCGACGUGCCAGAAGCUCAAGACUGGUGCGUGGGGCUGCGUGUACCCGUCCAAGGGCCCACAGAAGAUGGAGGCGCACCUCCGCAGCGGCCACGAACUCUCGGCGUAAUCAUUGUGAGGUUUUGACUAAUGCACUAAUGAUUUUGUUCAUGUUUGAAGUCGGAUUGAAAUGGG